Molecule: messenger RNA, 867 nt
Organism: Penicillium antarcticum
Lineage: Eukaryota; Fungi; Ascomycota; Eurotiomycetes; Eurotiales; Aspergillaceae
Product: RTA1 domain-containing protein
Exons: 3
Coding region: 1-867 (288 amino acids)
Cellular component (GO): membrane
Source: RefSeq, a predicted model, not a curated record
AUGGCUUGGACAUUCUAUUACUAUACCCCAUCCAGCCCAGCUGCAGGUAUCUUCGUUGGGCUGCUUGGUGUGAGCACCGUCCUACAUUUCUACCAAUUGGUGCGAACGCGAUCAUGGUUCAUGAUUCCAUUCCUGAUCGGCGGUAUCUUCGAAACGAUCGGUUAUGUCGGCCGUCUGCUAUCGUCAAUCGAGGCUCCGGACUACACGAAGGGACCGUAUAUCAUGCAAAGCGCUCUCAUCUUGAUUGCACCGGCAUUCCUGGCAGCAAGCGUCUACAUGACGCUCGGAAGAAUCAUAUUCAUGCUCGAUGGAGAGAAGUGCUCGUUGAUCAGACUGAAAUGGCUGACCAAGAUAUUUGUGGCGGGUGAUGUCUUGUCUUUCUUGAUGCAAGCUUCUGGCGCUGGCAUUAUGGUAAAAGACACAACAAAUCCAUCCACUGGUGAGCACAUCAUUAUCGGAGGACUUUUCGUGCAGAUCAUCUUUUUCGGGUUCUUCAUGAUCAGUGCCCUUGUGUUCCAGUCACGCAUCAUGAGCAACCCCACCGGGAGAUCUAUGGAACUGUCAAUUCUGUGGCGUCGGCACUUGACUGCCUUGUACAUCACCAGUGUUCUAAUUCUGGUGCGAUCGAUUGUUCGUGUUGUGGAGUACCUCCAGGGCUAUGAUGGGUAUCUAAUGAAAGAAGAAGUGUUCAUCUAUGUCUUCGAUGGGUUGUUGAUGCUGGUAGCAAUGCUGGCUCUUCAAUAUGUCCAUCCCAGUGAGAUCAAUUGUCUUAUUGGCCGGGGGGAUCGGUACUCAGAGAAAGUUUUCAAGACGCGCAAGUUCGUGCCGGAAUCGGCAUUGGAGAUGAGUGGAGCCAUGGAGGCGUAG